Brassica napus (rape) is the source of this 1597-nucleotide messenger RNA. Its product is annotated as fe(2+) transport protein 3, chloroplastic. The record is from RefSeq and is a predicted model, not a curated record. Gene Ontology annotation, biological process: zinc ion transmembrane transport. Gene Ontology annotation, molecular function: zinc ion transmembrane transporter activity. NCBI's taxonomy places the organism in Eukaryota, Viridiplantae, Streptophyta, Magnoliopsida, Brassicales, Brassicaceae. The transcript has 4 exons. Bases 253 to 1500 code for a protein of 415 amino acids. Gene Ontology annotation, cellular component: plasma membrane.
UACAAUAUUCUGGAGAACUUAUAAGCAAAUGUCUUCUCUUCUCUAAAGUCUAAACCUGUUGCCCAACUGCGAACUCCAUCACGAUGUCGACACUAACUUGUUUCUUCCUCCAACUUGUUUUCUUCUCUAUUCAUCCUAUCUGUAUUCUCGUAUUUAAUAACUCUCAUUCAUUCAAGUCUUUGGAGUUUACGAGGAUACUUCUUUUUACGCUAACUUUUUUCAUGAUCCCGACGAGAUCUUCUUAGUCACUCAAUGUUCUUCAUCGAUGUUCUUUGGAGUUUGUUUCCUCUAUACUUUUUCAGAUCAGAAAGAGAUUCUCUCUCAGAAACAGAGUCCAUCUUGCAGGUAGUUCCUGAGACAAUGGUUGCUUCUUCAUCCACCAUUCUUUGCAAUGCCAGCGAGUCAGAUCUUUGUCGUGACGAUUCCGCUGCGUUUCUGCUUAAAUUAGUAGCCAUUGCAUCCAUUCUCUUAGCUGGUGCUGCUGGUGUAGCUAUACCACUCAUUGGGAGAAACCGCCGGUUCCUUCGAACAGACAGUAGUCUAUUUGUAACUGCUAAAGCCUUUGCAGCCGGUGUGAUCCUCGCCACUGGGUUUGUUCACAUGUUGGCUGGUGGCACUGAGGCUUUGAACAACCCGUGCUUACCGGAGUUUCCUUGGUCUAAGUUUCCUUUCCCGGGGUUCUUUGCGAUGGUUGCUGCUUUGAUCACUCUGCUUGUUGAUUUCAUGGGGACUCAGUACUAUGAGAGGAAGCAAGAGAGGGAAGGUGCUGAUCCGUCUGAUGAACAGCUUGGUAUUGAACAGUCUCCUGGUAUCGUUGUUCCCGUGGUUGCGGAAGGAGGGGACGAUGAUGAUAAAGUGUUUGGAGAAGAAGACAAUGGCGGGAUUCACAUUGUUGGCAUUCAUGCUCAUGCUGCUCACCAUACACAUAGUCAUGGUUCUUGUGAUGGACACCAGAAAAUUGACAUUGGUCAUGCUCAUGGACAUGGACACGCUCACGGAGGUUUGGAGCUCGGAAGUGGAGCAAGGCAUGUAAUUGUUUCUCAGGUUUUGGAGCUUGGAAUCGUGUCACACUCCAUUAUCAUCGGCAUAUCACUUGGAGUAUCUCAAUCUCCAUGCACAAUCCGGCCUCUAAUCGCAGCACUAUCGUUCCACCAAUUCUUUGAAGGGUUUGCUCUCGGUGGAUGCAUCUCCCAAGCGCAGUUCAGGAACAAGUCAGCCACCAUAAUGGCUUGCUUUUUCGCCCUCACAACACCGAUAGGGAUCGGUAUUGGAACUGCAGUGGCGUCGUCUUUUAACUCUCACAGCGUUGGAGCGUUGGUCACGGAAGGUAUCUUGGAUUCUCUGUCGGCAGGGAUACUUGUGUACAUGGCUUUAGUGGAUCUCAUAGCUGCUGAUUUCUUGAGUAAGAGGAUGAGUUGUAACUUUAGGCUUCAAAUUGUUUCUUAUAUGAUGUUGUUCCUAGGAGCUGGACUCAUGUCUUCUCUUGCUAUUUGGGCUUAGAUUGUGAGAUUAUUUCUUCUGUUAUAGCUGCUUGCCGCAGAUAAUAUGUAUAGUUCUAGAAUAAUCAAUCUUGAAUGUAUUUUCUUGAUUCUUCGAA